CGUAUCCUGACACCACCGUAACCGCACGAAGACCACCAGCGUUACAAGUUAUUUUUUUACAUUUUCGAGCUCGAACACACUUUUCGAUCAGUUUUAAAACAGUCUGCAGAGCGAUCGCAACAUCUCUCCAACGAUCUCUUCAAUAUAUGCUCGUCAUUUACACUAAUGGUGUUAAAACAUGAGAUAGGCAUGGCUACAUGCAUAACAGAUAAGUGUGUGUAGUGCAAUAUGCAGCGCAAAAAAUUCCAAACAAAGUCGCGGUAUUACUGCAAGCGACUUAUUGAUGGUAGAAUCACCAGUUGGACAGAACUGGAUCGCGCCAACAGCAUAUAUGAACUUCAACGGAACGCCACAGACCGGGAGGAUACUCCCACAUACCCCGCGUAUUCGCUGGGGUAUUUUGACAUCUACGAGGAGGAGCCAGACAAUUUCGACAAUAUCCAAUUAAUUGGAUAUAUUGAUAGCGUAGAUGUUCAGUAUUUACGCCAUCACCGCCGCAUCAACCGCGAGCUAAAUGAGCAAAAUUGGGAUCGCAUAGAUAUCGGCGAUUACUGGGCUUUGAACAUCUUAUUUGGGGAGCAGCCAUAUGAGGAGGAGAAGGAGCAGUAGGA
Messenger RNA from Solenopsis invicta (red fire ant), 611 nucleotides. RefSeq lists its product as uncharacterized. Bases 229 to 609 code for a protein of 126 amino acids. The record is from RefSeq and is a predicted model, not a curated record. Lineage: Eukaryota; Metazoa; Arthropoda; Insecta; Hymenoptera; Formicidae. The transcript has 2 exons.